Schistocerca cancellata (South American locust) is the source of this 1123-nucleotide messenger RNA. Its product is annotated as alpha-aspartyl dipeptidase. The transcript is spliced from 7 exons. Gene Ontology annotation, biological process: proteolysis. Gene Ontology annotation, molecular function: serine-type peptidase activity. Bases 258 to 980 code for a protein of 240 amino acids. NCBI's taxonomy places the organism in Eukaryota, Metazoa, Arthropoda, Insecta, Orthoptera, Acrididae. The record is from RefSeq and is a predicted model, not a curated record.
AACUGUUGAUGAAAUGGCUGCUUGUACAAAAAACUUACUGCUUUUGUCAACAUCAACUGUUCAUGGAACAGAAUACCUGCAGUAUGCUUCUGAACAUAUAAAGACAUUCUUAUCAAAAAUAGAAAAUUAGGUCCAAAAUUGAGGACAAAGGCCCAACUUAAAGCAAAAUGUGAUAAGCUGAAUAUAUAGCAAGAUUCAAAUAAAACAAUUGCAGGAGAAAAAGAAACAAAUAAUAAGAUAGAUUAAAGAUUCAAAUAAUGAUUCAAAAACAUACACUGAAGCAAUUAAAAAAAAAAAAUGUGUUUGUAGAAGAUCACUUUGAGGUGAAGGAGACAGCAACAAUAGAAUGGCAAUGGUGGAAUGUGUCAAACAUACUAUUCAUUCCCUAUGCAUUAAAAGAUUAUGAUGCCUACACUAACAAAGCAAGGAAAGCAUUAGAAACUUUUGGCUUCAAAGUUAAAGGUAUUCAUGAAAUGGACAAUCCUGUAUCGGCAGUAGCUAAGGCAGAGGCUGUGUUUAUAGGAGGAGGAAAUACCUUUCAGCUACUAAAGAGCCUAUAUGACAACAAAAUUGUGGAACCUAUUCAACAAAGAGUGUUAAAGGAUGGGAUGCCUUACAUAGGAAGUAGUGCUGGAACAAAUGUUGCUACUGUCAGCAUUUGCACAACAAAUGAUAUGCCUAUAGUGUUUCCACCAACUUUCCAGGCACUUUCACUUGUACCUUUUAAUAUCAAUCCACAUUAUUUGGACCCUGACCCUUCUUCCAAGCACAUGGGGGAGACACGUGAGGAGCGAAUCAGACAGUAUCAUGAAAUUUCUGGAAUGCCACCUGUCCUAGGAAUGAGAGAGGGGUGUAUUUUGCAUGUGGAAGGCAAUAAAGCUGUUCUUAAGGGAUUAUGUGGAGCAAAAUUAUUUAGUCCUGCAAAGCAGCCUAAAGAACUGGAUGUUGGAGCAGACGUUAGUUUCCUGCUGCAAAUUUAAGUUUAUUCUUCAGCUCUUUACCCCUCUUAUCAGUGCAGGAACUGUAAAGAAAAUGUUAAUGGAGAAGAUAAGGACAUCUACUUGCACCAAUUAACAACACGAUUAUAAUAAUAAAUGUCUUGGUGGAGAACCAUGUUAUUUUA